AUCAAACCACUAACCCUUUGGUUUCACAGGCACGCGCUCGAUCCACUGAGCUAUAGCAGCCAGGGCUGCUUUUCAUCUUAAUUGUUCUUUUGGUCCUCUUGGUUUUCUUUUACUAUCUGGUGAUCAUUGUCAAUGAAGAACUGAGCUGAUUAUAUAGGUAAUUGACAAAAGGUUCCUCUUCCAAUAGUCCUCUUGCCUUAAUAGGAGUUAGCUGAUUCAUUGGCCAGAGAAGUAUGGAGGAGAGGUGGAUGAACCUAUUUCCCACUCCUGACUUCUGUACCUGCUCACUCAAAGGAUUUUUAUUACUUUGAUUUGUAUAUUCAUGUCUCUUCUCCUUAGCUGACAAUAACACCAGAGAGGUACAGACAAAACACUGUUUUAACUUGAAGUAAACCUUCUCUGCGUGGUUAUGUACCUACUUGAUAAAUAGUUUGGGUUCAUUUGUCCGUUUUUUAUUUUUAAGGAUUGUUUUCUUUUUUAUUUACUUUUUAAAAGUUAUGUACAAUAUUUACAUGGUUCACUCAAAGCUGGGCAUUUAUCCAGCUACUCCAGGAAGAGGGGCUCUGCCUUUCUGCCCACUUUUGACUUUGCAUGUUCUGGGAAGUGUCUAGCUCUGCUCUGUCUUGUCACACAAUUAACUGCUUCUUCUCCUCCAUCCUCUAGAAAGUGGCCAGCAUUAAAAUAGACUAUGUCCCUUAGCCCUUCUCAUUACUGUUAUGCUAUGAUUCCCUUUGUGAAUGCCUUUACUAUUAUGUUAUUGGGGUUUGGGGAGGAUAGAGAGGACAUAUGCUUUUUAAUUUAGCUUGUCAUCUUGAAAUGAAACUACUUUGUGCCAUACCAUUGCUGUCAAUAGGACUUCUUUUCACUCCAUUUGUCUGUUGGCUUAAUAAGUGAAAUGGAUUUAAAAUUUGUUCUCUGUGAUCACAAAUUAUAGCUAUCACUUUACUGAAACAUGAUGCUGCCCGCCCUAGGAUACAUAGAUUUUUACUCUCUUCAGGGAUUAGGUGACUUUAUAAGACCUUUCUUGUUUGUCAGUAACUUUUUUCCAGAAAAGCAGAGGUAACAAAUCUUUAUUGUAUGGGAAUAAUAAUAAGAUCAAACAUAUGGUGCUUAAUAUGUGCCAGACAUGAUUCUAAGUGCUUUAUAUGUAUGAAUUUAUUUAACUCAAUAACAGUAGUUACUGUUACUAUAUCUAUUUUGCAGACGAUGAAACUGAGGCACAGAGAGGUUAAAGAACUUGCCCAAGGUCACAUAGCUGGAUAUGACUUAGAGGCCUUACAAUUACAUCUGUGCAUUCUUGCUUUGGACUUUAUAGUUGAGGGCCAACCCAGUCUGCAAGCACCUCUUCUUAAUGUUACAAGGAAACUGCUACCUCAGCAAACAAAAGGAAAGGAAAAGACUUACAAUAACAAAUGCCAUUUUUUAAAAAAACAAAACUUGUUUUCAGAAAAUAUUAAAGGAAAUUUGGAGAAGAUUUGCAUUCAAAAGAAGCUUUUCAGGUAAAUGGAUUUGGCAGGCAGGCUCUGUCAAAAUUCUGCAGAGGUUUGAGCUUCCUUCUUAAGGACUUAGUGUGAAGUAAUUCUGUACUACUUUUUAAAUUGCUGUUGAUCAGCUUGUGGGUUUUUGGGUUCUAACUUUUCUGGUGUAUUGAAAAUACAUUAUAUUACAUUUUUUAAAGUUAAGUUAUUUUUCUGCCAUUGUAAAUACAAGUAUCAAAAUACUAUUGCAAAGCAAUUAUAGGUAAGCAUUUUUCUCAGCAAGCAUAUCUUUUUAUUAAGAGAGUGGAAUAAUAACAGUUCUUAUCCAGUAUUUUGGACACACUUUUAUUUUUUGUCAGAGGUCUUGCCUACACUGAAAAUAUUAAGUAUAUAAACCUUUUCUCUUCUCAUAUCUACAUUGGGUCACAUGGUCACCUGCCUCAUGGAAAUGCCUUUUUUAAAAUUUAGAUUUUCAGAACUCCACUAUUUUUAUACCUAGCUACAAUUUUAGAGAAAAGAAGACUCAGAACCCUGACCCACUCACAAUCACUGGGACAGUUCUCUCUCCCGCAUGUAUUGCUGCAGUGCCCAGGACAGUAAAAUGGACUACAAGAGGCGCUUCCUGCUUGGCGGGUCCAAGCAGAAGGUGCAGCAGCACCAGCAGUACCCGAUGCCUGAACUGGGCCGAACACUGAGUGCUCCCCUGGCAUCUACAGCCACCACUGCCCCCCUGGGCAGCCUGACUGCUGCGGGCAGCUGCCACCAUGCCAUGCCUCACUCCACUCCCAUCGCUGACAUCCAGCAAGGCAUCUCCAAGUACCUGGACGCCCUCAAUGUCUUCUGCCGUGCCAGUACUUUCCUCACAGAUCUCUUCAGCACUGUGUUCAGGAACUCUCACUACUCUAAGGCAGCCAUGCAGCUCAAAGAUGUGCAGGAGCAUGUCAUGGAAGCAGCCAGUCGGCUGACUUCAGCCAUAAAGCCUGAGAUUGCCAAGAUGCUGAUGGAACUUAGUGCUGGGGCCGCAAACUUUACAGAUCAGAAGGAAUUCAGUCUUCAGGACAUUGAGGUGUUGGGACGAUGCUUUCUGACCGUGGUGCAGGUCCAUUUCCAGUUUUUGACCCAGGCAUUACAGAAGGUCCAGCCAGUGGCUCACUCUUGCUUUGCUGAGGUGGUUGUGCCUGAAAAAAAGAACAGCAGCAGCAGUGGCAGCAGCUUAUCUGGCAUGGGGCACAUACCUGAACUGGAGGAAGCUGUGCGAUCCUGGCGGGGGGCUGCUGAGGCAACAUCUCGACUAAGAGAAAGAGGCUGUGAUGGCCGCCUGGCAGGAAUUGAAGUUCAACAGCUCUUCUGUUCUCAAAGUGCAGCAAUUCCUGAGCACCAGCUAAAAGAACUGAACAUAAAAAUUGACAGUGCUUUGCAAGCAUAUAAAAUAGCUCUGGAAAGCUUAGGCCACUGUGAAUAUGCAAUGAAAGCUGGUUUCCACUUGAAUCCAAAGGCAAUUGAAGCCAGUUUGCAGGGCUGCUGCAGCGAGGCAGAAGCACAGCAAACAGGCCGGAGGCAGACACCCCCACAGCCCAUGCAGUGUGAGCUUCCCACUGUCCCUGUGCAGAUUGGAUCACACUUCCUGAAGGGUGUCUCCUUCAACGAGUCAGCUGCUGACAAUCUGAAGCUUAAGACGCAUACAAUGUUACAGCUGAUCAAGGAAGCAGGCUGCUAUAAUGGAAUCUCACCAAGGGACGAUUUUCCUGUAACUGAAGUUCUGAACCAGGUGUGCCCAUCCACAUGGCGAGGUGCCUGCAAGACUGCCGUACAGCUGCUGUUUGGCCAGGCCGGACUGGUGGUAGUUGACACAGCACAGAUAGAAAAUAAAGAAGCCUAUGCCCCUCAAAUCAGUUUAGAAGGCUCCAGAAUCGUGGUUCAAGUCCCCUCCACAUGGUGCCUGAAAGAAGACCCUGCUACCAUGUCCCUGCUGCAGAGAAGCCUGGAUCCCGAGAAGACCUUGGGUCUCGUGGAUGUGCUCUACACGGCUGUGCUGGACCUCAGCCGCUGGAGGGCGGGGAGGGAACAAGCUUUACCCUGCAUUCAGAUCCAGCUCCAAAGGGAGAUCUGUGAUUUUGGGAACCAGGCCGACCUGCCUUCUGGAAAUGGAAACAAACCUUCAGGCGGUCUGCAGAAGACGUUCUCCAAACUGACAUCCCGGUUCACCAAGAAAGCUUCAUGUACCAGCUCUAGCAGCAGCACAAAUUAUUCCAUCCUAAAUACACCUUCCAAAAACAUCUUCAUAGCUGGGUGUUCUGAAGAGAAAGCCAAGAUGUCCAGUAAUCUUGAUUCAAGGUUACAAAGCAUUUUGAACAUUGGCAGUUUCCCUAGAACUAUGGACUCUUCACAAUCAGCUCAGAAUUCCAAUAAUCAAAUGGCCAAUGGUUUUCUCAUGGAGCGACGUGACAACUUUCUGCAAGGGGAUGACGGCAAGGACGAGAAGGGUAUGAACUUACCAACCGAUCAGGAAAUGCAGGAGGUUAUAGAUUUUCUCUCGGGCUUUAAUAUGGGCCAGUCACAUCAGGGCUCCCCAUUAGUGACAAGGCGUAAUUCUACUGCUACAGCCAUGGUGACUGAACAGAAGGCAGGAACCAUGCAGCCACAACAGCCACCACUGCCGGUGCCCCCUCCACCUCGGCCACCCCAGACUGGGGCACACACACCUCUGACACCCCAGCCAGGCCUGGCACCUCAGCAGCAGUCCCCAAAGCAACAACAACCCCAGGUCCAAUACUACCAACACCUGCUCCAACCCAUUGGACCACAGCAGCCCCCAUCCCAGCCUCGGGCCCCUGGAAAAUGGGUGCAUGGCUCAUCCCAGCAGCCAGCACAGCCUGUUGGAGUGGGUCUGUCUCCUCUUGGCCAGUGGCCUGGCAUAUCUGAUCUCAGUUCUGACUUGUACAGCUUGGGUCUGGUGAGCAGCUAUAUGGAUAAUGUGAUGUCAGAGGUUUUAGGACAGAAGCCACAGGGACCUAGAAAUAAUACCUGGCCAAACCGUGACCAAAGUGAAGGAGUCUUUGGAAUGUUGGGAGAGAUUCUGCCUUUUGAUCCUGCAGUGGGUUCAGACCCUGAGUUUGCACGCUAUGUGGCUGGAGUGAGCCAGGCAAUGCAGCAGAAGCGGCAGGUCCAACAUGGUCGCCGUCCAGGCAACCCCCGGGGACACUGGCCACCCAUGGAUGAUGCCCAUCGAACCUGGCCUUUCCCAGAGUUCUUCACAGACGGGGAUGGUCUGCACAGUGGCUGGUCGGGUACUCAGGGAGACUCAGCCAGCUCGAGCGAUGAGACGUCUUCCGCCAAUGGAGACAGCUUGUUCUCCAUGUUUUCAGGACCUGACCUUGUUGCUGCUGUCAAGCAGAGAAGGAAACACAGCAGUGGAGAGCAGGAGACCAGCACGCUGUCCUCACCACCUCUUCUUACCACAGUGGAGGACGUGAAUCAGGAUAACAAAACCAAAACGUGGCCACCCAAAGCACCCUGGCAGCACCCUUCUGCACUGCCCAGCACACUGCCUAGCCCAAGUGCACCGCUCUAUGCAGUCGCCAGCCCUGGCAGCCAGUGGAACGACACCAUGCAGAUGCUGCAGUCCCCGGUGUGGGCCGCGACCAGCGAUUGCAGCACCGCCUCCUUCACCUACGUGCAGACCCCACCGCAGCCCCCACCCCCACCAGCACACAAGGCAGCACCCAAGGGCUUCAAAGCCUUCCCUGGGAAGGCUGAGCGCAGGCCAGCCUACUUGCCCCAGUACUGACCAGGCCAGCCUGCCCGCCUGCCCAGAGCUGUUGGGGCCAGUGUCCACAUCCCAGGGCUGACCAGCUGGCACCAUCCCCUAGAAGACCAGUGCACCCCUGUCUUAGGCAGGGACCCUCGGGGACGGGGGCGGUUGGCAGCUCCAAGUCUUUAAGGCCUUGCUUCUCAAACUUUGGAAGCAUCAGACCCCUGGAGGGCCAGCUGAAGACAGGUCUCUGACCCUCCUCAGGGAAAUGCUGGGAUCUUUGAGCUUAAUAAGCACUUCGGGUGAUUGUGAUACAGUUGGGCCAUAGGCCACACUCUGAGGACACAGCUGUCACGUUUGUAGUCCCACUUUGUUUGCCACAAAGGCAUCAGGCCUGACGACCAACUGCAGAACUGACCAUUCUUCUGAAACCUUCCCCAUCCUAACGUACUGAGUGAUGACCACACUAGUCACUGUAUUUUAUAGCUACUUUUCAUAUAGGUUUUUAGUUAAAACAUCUCCUCCCUAAAAUGCAUUGAAGUUUUUAAAAUAACAAAUAUAAUGGCUGGAGGUUUGUUCAACACUAUUUUUAUUUAAGCUUAUACAAAAUGGGCAACAUACAGAAGAUUUGCGAUCAGAAGCAGUCACCUGGGUUUUCUGUGCCCAUGGGCAGUCCUUCACCACCCCAGCAGCCCCAGGGGCUGCAGCCUUUGUCAGAUUUACAAAAGCAACAUGGUAAAACUGUUGGAGGCGCCUUCCUGCCGGUGCUCAGAGAGGAGUUCUCUGCUGGCUGCUGUCUGUGCAGGAUAGAGGUGCACCUGUCACCCUCAGGUCCCGCCACAGACACUGACGGCCAGAGGCUUCAGCACCACUUCACAUGUGGGGUGUGGGCAGGGGGCUGCACAGAGACACCGCACGUGAAAUUGCAGUAACUUUUGUGAGCUGGCUCAAGACAAACCAAUUAAGAUGUAGCUAGGAAUUAAUUUAAAGUAUUUUCUUAAAAAAAGAAAAACCCACCUCAUUUUCAGUUAACAUGUGCCAUCAUAUAGAUAGCAUCCUGUGGAUUUAGGGAUAUUUCCCAGCCAGAAUGGAUCCAGAAGAAUUGAAUGGUGCUUAAAUUGAGAAAUAAUAAUAAAUAUAUCUAUAUAGAAUAGAUACCCCACUGUAUAUUAAUUGAGGUUACAGAAGUUCUUUAUAUAAAACUUAUUUAAAUUUUUCAUAUUUCAUCUUUGAAAAAGUCUAAUUGAGAAAAAUCCAUAAUAUUUUCUGGUAUGAAAGUUUGACAGUAUUAAUAUUUUUUUUAUAUUUUCUUAAAUCAUUAAACCAUUUUAAUAUAUGUUAACUACUAAUAAAUGGUUUAUUCUUUCUAACUCCAUAUAACCUUUUCCAGCAAAGAUUGUAAUAACACAUUUAUGUUCUCAUUUUUCUACAGAUAUAAGUAAAUUUAUAUUUAAAAAUACCAAAAAAGAAAAAAUAUAUAUAUAUAUGUAUGUAUACACACUAAGUAUAGAGGGCCCUUAGGGUGUGUGAGCCCAGUCAUCUGACUUUCUAGUACUGUGUUGCCAGGCUCUUUCCAGGCCUCGGGUGUUGUCUUGUGCUGUGUGGAGAUGCCAUUGCUGCCUGUACUUAACGAUCCUUUCACCAUGGGUUCUGAACAUUCACCUCACCAUGUUUACAGAGAACUAUUUUGUACAUAGACUUUUUUAGGCACGUGCUUUGCACCAACCCUGCGUGGCUCUUGUCUGUGUUAGCUGUCACAGUGUGUGCACUAAUCUCUGUUGAAAUUGUUUGUAGCUGUUUGACUUGUAAGAUAGUUUCCUAUUUCCUUCGGUAAUGUGUCCACAGUACCCCGUAUUUCGAGUUCUGUUAUACUGAAGUACCCUUGUUUUAAUAGUGCCUCCCCAAGGCCUCACUCUGGUCAGAGGUCAGUCCUUGAUGCCCCAGUGCAGCUGACAUCAACAUUGCUGAUUGUCCCAUUCUAGUCUAUUUUUCUUAAGACAUUUGUAAUUACAUCUCUAUGGGCUGUGAGACUGUGUGAAGCUGUUUGUGUGGUUUCCUGGUAGGUGCUGUGUUCUCAGCACCACCUUGCUCUGAACACUGGUAAUUCCAGGUGCUGCGUUUGGCAGAGGAGUCUCUCCUAAGCGUGUGUGUGUGUGUGUGUGUGUGUCCUUUGCGUGGCCGGGCAUGGCGCCUUGCUCAGGCAUCAUCAGGACGUUGUGUAAUAGUUAACGCUUCCAAACUGGAACUCUACAUUUUGUAUCUUACUUUUAAAGCUCCUAUAAGUAAAUUAACUAUUGGCUUUAUUAAAAAUAUACAUUUAAUAAUA
Messenger RNA from Phyllostomus discolor (pale spear-nosed bat), 7555 nucleotides. RefSeq names its product granule associated Rac and RHOG effector 1 (gene GARRE1). Gene Ontology annotation, molecular function: CCR4-NOT complex binding. Lineage: Eukaryota; Metazoa; Chordata; Mammalia; Chiroptera; Phyllostomidae. Gene Ontology annotation, biological process: Rac protein signal transduction. The coding region runs from base 2050 to 5265 and encodes 1071 amino acids. The record is from RefSeq and is a predicted model, not a curated record. The transcript has 14 exons.